AUGCCUACGAAGUGUAGCAAUUUUGCCUACAGAUUGGCAUCCUUCACAUCAGAUAGCAUUCGACAGGAUGGCAUGAGGAGAUUGGGCGGCCACCAGCAGCAGAUGCCACAAAGUAUGUCAACUGGCAGCAACACAAUCGGCCAUGGCGGCAUCGAUCGUGGCGGCGGCGGCGUCGGCAUGCCCAUGGGCGCUGGCACUAUGCCCGGCGGCGUGGGCGUGGGUCAAGUGGGUGGGCCGCAAGUGCAGGUCGGUCCGCCGGGCGGCGUUGGUCCCGGCCAGCAUUGCCAGAUAAGCGGCUCACAGCCAUUGGUAAUGCCAGGCUUCCCAUUGCGUAACUCGCAUUCAGCGCAUGCACCGCACUAUUCGCCAUAUUCACCAUCCAGGUUUCACAUAGAUAAGCGCUGUCAGCACCGAUGUUCCUGGAAAUGCUUGAGCAUCGCCUUAAUAUUCAUAUCCGUCGUCCUAACCGCCAUGUUGGCAUACUUUGCAGCAGUCAGCGCAAUGAAACCAAACAUGGACAGCUCGAACUGCAUACUAGUCCAAGAUGUCAAAUCGCAGCCGCAUGAUCUACGCGGCGGCGCUAAAACUGGCGACAAGACCCAAACCGCUUAUCCCACUGAAGAAUCGAUACAGACCAGCACCUCGGAUCAUGGCAGCAAUGGCAACGCAGGCGCCGCUGGUGGCGGCAACGGCGGCAUACAAACGGCUACGGGCAUACAGCAGCAACUGUUGCUGCAACAGCAGCAACCACAUGCGAUAAACCAACCGCUGACACCACUGGACGCCACCAAUACGCAACUGCAGGAUCAACUGACCUAUGGCGGCGCACCGAACGUUGGACUGGGCGCACAGCAGCACAAUCUGCUGCUGCCAGGACAAUUUGCAGGACAGUUGGGACAGCAAUCGGGCGUGGGCCUAAGCACUGGACGCUGGCCACAGGUUGUCGAGCUUAAGGACUUUGGUGAGCUCUAUCAUGCCAACAUACCCGCCUAUCAGUUCUGGACUCUGGAGUUUCGCAACAAGCAUCCGGCAUUCAUACGCUUCAACUUUACGCUGCCCUGGGGCGCGCACUUUGCCGUCUACUCGCGUCGCAAUGUGGCGCCCUCGGUGACGCAGCACGACUUUGUGGAGUUCAUCAAGGGCGGACGCUUGGACAGUCAUUUGCGUCAUCGUCGCGAUGCGUUCAACGAGUCGAAGCCGCAAAUACCCAAGGAUCUGAAUCUGAUUGACAUCUAUGAUGAGGAGGCGCAGCAGCAGCUGUUCAAUCCACAGCCGCGCGAACAGCAGCAGCAGCAGCGUCGCCAUAGCUAUAGCUAUGAGUAUGAGUUGGAUCAGGUGCGUCGCCAGCCGCAAUUUCAUCAGCAGCAGCAGCAGCAGCAGCAACUCGAUGAGUUGGACAGUCGCGAGCAGAGCAGCGAUGAGGAUCAGCACAUCAAACAGGAUUCGCUUGAGUAUUUCGAUGUUGAGACGCCCUUGGAUACCGUUAAGCAGCAUUAUCAUCGCAAUGCCCCCAAUAGCGCCGACUAUGCGCAUCAGCUGACCAAACGCUCCGCUGCGGAUGUGGCCAACGGUUUGCCCGCGCUCGAUAUGGAUGCCAUGACCGUUAACGUUUCGCUGCUGCAAUAUUUGGACACUGGUCUCUGGUUCAUCUCCGUUUACAAUGAUGAGCUGGUCGCCCAUUCGGUGUCGCUGCUUGCCGAGGAGGCCGAAGGCGUCAGCACCACUUGCUAUGCACUUCUGCUUCUUUCUGCUCUCUUUGCAGGCGUUUGUCCGGUACUCUGCUCGGCUCAUGGACACUAUGGCGGCGGCGUCUGCCACUGCGAGGACGGCUGGAAGGGCGCCGAGUGCGACAUUCCUGUGGGCGAAUGCGAGGUGCCCAAUUGCUCCAGCCAUGGACGCUGCAUUGAGGGCGAUUGCCACUGCGAGCGCGGCUGGAAAGGACCCUAUUGCGAUCAACACGAUUGCCUUGAUCCAUUGUGCUCGGGACAUGGCACCUGUGUGGCUGGACUCUGUUACUGCAAGGCGGGUUGGCAGGGCGCCGACUGCGGCACCAUUGAUCAGCAAGUGUAUCAAUGCCUUCCAGGCUGCUCCGAGCAUGGCACCUACGACUUGGAAACCGGACAAUGCGUUUGCGAGCGCCACUGGACUGGACCUGAUUGUUCACAAGCCGUUUGCAGCUUGGACUGUGGCCGCAAUGGAGUCUGCGAGUCCGGCAAGUGUCGUUGCAAUGUGGGCUGGACGGGCAAUUUGUGCGAUCAGCUGCCCUGCGAUACGCGCUGCUCGGAGCAUGGACAAUGCAAAAAUGGCACCUGCGUUUGCUCCCAGGGCUGGAAUGGCAGGCACUGCACACUGCCUGGCUGUGAGAACGGCUGCUCUAGACAUGGACAGUGUACGCUGGAGAAUGGAGAAUAUCGCUGCGAUUGCAUUGAAGGCUGGGCCGGCAGCGAUUGUUCCAUUGCAUUGGAAAUGAAUUGCAAAGAUAAUAUUGAUAAUGAUGGUGAUGGCAUGACAGACUGCUCGGAUAGCGAAUGCUGUUCGCAUCCUGCCUGCUCGGAGCACAUUAUGUGCCUGUCCUCCAACGAUCCCGUCGAGGUGCUGCUACGCAAGCAGCCGCCCUCGGUGACAGCCUCGUUCUAUCAGCGCGUCAAGUUCCUGAUUGAGGAGAAUUCGGUACAGUCGUAUGCACAUAUGGAUGAGUACAGCGAAAAUCGCGUUUCGGUGAUGCGCGGUCAGGUCAUCACACCCCAAGGACUCGGCAUUGUUGGCAUACGCGUCUCGGUGGAUCGGGAUGCGCGCUUUGGAUUCACGCUAACUCGUCAAGGCGGCUGGUUCGACGUAUUGGUGAAUGGUGGCGGCGCAGUCACCUUGCAAUUCCAACGCUCACCCUUCCGUCCCUUGACGCGCACCGUCUUUGUACCCUGGAAUCGCAUUGUGGUGCUGCCGCCGGUGCAGAUGCAGCUCAGCGACGACGAUGAGGCCACCAAUCGCAAUAUCAAAGUGGCACCGCUUAAUCCAGCGCUGACGUUCCUCAACUCCAUACAUUAUCAUACGGCGGAUGAGGCAAACGAUGCCAGCAAGAUUUGCAUGGAUCAUGACCAUGAGAAGCUUAAGCCGCAGCUGAUUAGCACUUGGAUGCCCAAUGGCGUGGGCGCCAUGCCCGGCAAACGUGUCAUCUUUGCCGAAACCCAGAUUGUGCAAGAGUCCAUACAAAUUCCUGGCUCUGAUCUGCAUCUAACCUAUCAAUCGUCGCAAGCUUCGGGUUAUCUUAGCAUUGUGCGCAUGCGUCUCACCUCAGCGAACAUACCGCAGACGCUGACGCAUGUGCAUGUGGGCGUGGAAAUCGAGGGCGCACUGCAUGUGAAGACCUACGAGGCAGAUCCGAAUCUCAUACACACAUUCGCUUGGAACAAACGCAACGUUUAUCGGCAGAAAGUCUAUGGCGUGACUAUAGCACGCAUUAGCGUUGGCUAUCAGCAUACGACGUGCCAGACUCCGGUGUGGAUAACACAGACGGCGAAGCUGCAAGGCUACGAUGUGGACAUAUCGGAUAUUGGCGGCUGGGGCUUGGAUAUACAUCAUCACUACAAUUUCCAUGAGGGUAUACUGCAAAAGGGAGAUGGCAGCACCCUGCACAUGAAGGAAUAUCCACGCACGGUUAAGGUGGUCAUGGGCACGGGACUGCAGCGUCCGCUCAACUGUCCGGACUACUGCAAUGGCAUAGCCAAGGAUGCCAAGUUACUCACGCCCAUUGCGCUGGCCACUGGACCGGAUGGUAGUCUCUAUGUGGGUGACUUUAAUCUGGUGCGUCGCAUUACACCCGACGGCAAGGUGUUUACCAUUUUGCAGCUGAGCGCUACCCAAGUGUCCUAUCAAUAUUAUUUGGCUGUGUCGCCCGCCGAUGGGCAUUUGUAUAUAUCCGAUCCGGAACGACAUCAAAUCUUGCGACUGCUGCGCUUGGAGAAGGUUAAGGACCCGAGCAUUAAUAGCGAACCCGUGGUGGGCAGUGGUCAACGCUGCAUUCCCGGCGAUGAGGGCAACUGCGGUGAUGGCGGCGCUGCGCUGCAAGCGCGUCUAAGUCAUCCCAAGGGAUUGGCUAUUGCUGCAGAUCGCACCAUGUACAUUGCCGAUGGCACCAACAUACGCGCCGUUGAUCCCAAGGGUGUCAUACAUACGCUCAUCGGUCAUCAUGGUCAUCACAAUCACUGGAGUCCGGCACCCUGCACUGGCACCUUGAUGGCCAAUCAGGCGCAGCUGCAAUGGCCCACAGGGCUGGCGCUCAGUCCACUCGACGGCUCGCUGCACUUUAUCGACGAUCGUUUGGUGCUCAGAUUGACCUCGGACAUGAAGAUUCGUGUGGUGGCCGGCACGCCGCUGCACUGCAGCAACAGCGCGCAGGACAGUCGUGUAAACAAAACAGCUACGGACAAUGUGCUGGGCACUGUUUUGGCCAUGGCCUUUUCGCCAUUCGGAGAUCUUUAUAUAGCGGACAGCGAUUCGAGACGCGUCAAUUCCAUACGCGUUGUCAACACUGCAGGCAACAUGCGCUACUUUGCCGGCAAGCAGGAGGGAGCGGGCUCGCAAAGCUGCGAGUGUCUGUCUGGUGGCAGCAAUGGCUCCAGUUCGACGGCUGUGGGUGGUGCACAUGGCGGCGCUUACUCAACGACCGUGAAUCCGACACGCAAUAAUGGCGGCACCACACCAACAACACCAGCUGGCGGAAACGGAAAUAAUGGCAGCGCCGCCGGCGGCACUUCUACUGCUAAUGGCAACGGCGGCAGCGGCAGCGGCGGCGCUUGCAUUUGCCCCAAUGGCAACAGCGGCAGCAACAGCAACGCUGGCGGCGGCAGCAAUUCGGGCACCCUUGCCAACAUCGUCGCCGGUGGCAGCCUAAUGUCCACCGGACCCACCACCACCACCACUGUGCUGCUGGGCGCCAAGACAACAUCUGGCGUCGCUGGCUCCGCUCUGGGCACAGGCGCCACCCUCAACGACGACGGAACUUUGAGCAAUGCCGAAACUCUGCUCUCCUCCAAUGCGCGCUUCCAGGCCAUAUCAGCGAUUGCCGUCGCUCAGGACGGCGUCAUCAAUGUGGCCGAUCAAGGCUCAUUGCAUGUUCUGGCUUUGGAGCAUUACUUGCCGUCGCAUGAUGAGAACGGUGAAUUCCAUAUUCCGUUUCCGCCCUCAAGCGAGAUUUACGUCUUCAAUCGCUAUGGACAGCAUGUGGCUACCAAGGAUUUGACGUCGGGCAAGACACGCUACAGUUUUCUCUACUCCAAGAACACGAGCUUUGGCCGCCUGUCGACGGUCACCGAUGCGUCCGGCAAUAAGAUACAAUUCCUGCGCGACUACAGCAACGUGGUGAGCUCGAUAGAGAAUACGCAGGAUCACAAGUCGGAGAUACAGAUCAAUGGCAUUGGCAUUAUGACAAAGCUGAGCGAGAAGGGCAGACAGGAGAUAGAGCUGGACUAUGAUAGUAAUACGGGUCUAUUGAAUUCGCGUUCGUCGGGCGGAGAAACUUAUAUAUAUCAAUAUGAUGAGUUUGGACGUGUGACGGGCAUGAUAUUGCCAAGCGGUGAAAUUGUGCGCAUUACAUCGCAGCUGGCGGAUAAUAAGGGACUAACUGUCUAUGUGCAUGCGUCGGUCGAGUCGCUGUUCUCACGCGAACGCAUCGCUGGCGCCGAGGCGAAUGAGCUGCUGGUGCUGGGCGGCGUGCGUUCGACAUAUCUGAAGCGUGGACUCUCGCAUGCGGAUGCGGAGCUGAAGGCGAACAAUACGCUGGUUAUACAUGGUGCGAAUGGAGUGUUGGUGGAGGCUUCGGCGGUGGCGCGACAUCCGCUGCUGGAGGCAGCGCUGCCUGUUGAGGCUGAAAUGCUUGCCAUGUGGUCACAUCAGAGCGUCACCAUGGGCGAUGGGCUGACCAAUUCCAUGUACUCCGUUUACAAUUUGGUGGGCGAUGUGCGCAAUCCGCAGCAAACGCUAAAUCGCGAGAUUUGGGUGAAUCACUCGCGUGUCAUUGGCGUGGAGUUUGAUCAGUUUACGAAUCGUGAGACCUUCUACGAUGCUCAGCGUUUGCCCAUCCUGAUUGUUGCCUACGAUCAGUCCGGCUUACCCAAGUCGUAUUAUCCAGCCAAUGGUUAUCCGGUGAACAUAACCUACGAUCGCUUCAAUCGCGUCGAGGGCUGGGCCUGGGGUCCCGCCGAGCUCAAGUACAGCUACGAUAGACAUGGUCUGCUCUCGGAGAUUACCUCACAGCAGGAUGGCAUCAUAAGCUUUGUCUACAACGAUUGGAAUCUGGUGUCCGAAAUUGGUUUGGCCUCGCAGCGCAAGUUUGUGCUCAAGUACGACGAUGCGGGUGGACUGCGUCAUGUGGUGUUGCCCUCGGGUACGCGCCACAGCUUCAGCAUGCAGACCAGCAUUGGCUUCAUACGUUGCACCUACACCCCGCCGGGCAGCACGCGCGCCUAUCUGCAGCACUACAGCCAUGCGGGCGCUUUGCUUCAAACCAUUUUGCCUGGCGAUGGGGCGCGCAUCGUUUAUCGCUACAAUGCCGCGGGUCAGCUCACCGAGGUGGUGCACGGCGAUGGACGCAGCGAGUUCCAGUACAACGAACUCAGCGGCAUGCCCAGCACAGUUUCGCAUGCGGAGCGCGAAUUGGAAUAUCGCUGGGACUUUGAGUACUCCGCUGGCUUGCUCACCGAGGAGCGCAUCGAUUAUGUUGCCAAAACGGGUUUGAGCAAUGCCAAGUUUAGCUACGAGUACGACUCUCAGCUGCGCGUUGUUGCGCUCCAAGGACGCAUUGGUGGCCAGAGCCUGCCCAGCUUAAGCUAUGCCUACGAUCGCCGCACCGGUCAGCCCAGUCUCAUUGCUCAGUUCAAGUUUACGCGUCCGGCGCUCAAUCAAACUCAGCUGCACGACGGCACCGCCAGCUUCACUCGCACCGUCGAUGGUCGCUUCCAAACCGCUCGCAUGGCCUUGGCCAUUCAUCGCCUCGAGGUCUUCCGCAUGGAGUUCAGCUAUGGCGUCCAUGGACGCAUUGCCCAGACGCGCACCUAUACGCGCAACAUGGCCGUCAAUAGCUACACCAAUGUCAAGAACUACACCUGGGACUGCGAUGGGCAGCUGGUGGGUGUGGAGGCUCAAGAGCCUUGGGGCUUCCGCUACGAUGACAAUGGCAAUUUGCUCUCCCUCACUUAUCGCGGCAACACCAUUCCCAUGGAAUAUAAUGCACAGGAUCGCAUUGUAAAGUUCGGUGAGGGUCAGUACAAAUACGAUGCGCGUGGUUUGGUGGCGCAGAAUGCGCGAGAGGAGCGUUUCCACUACAAUACGCAGGGACUGCUGGUGCGCGCCUCGAAGCGCGGACGCUUCGAUGUGCGUUACUACUACGACCAUCUGAAGCGUUUGACCACACGCAAGGACAACUUUGGCAAUGUCACGCAGUUUUUCUAUACGAAUCAGCAGCGACCGUAUGAGGUUAGUCAGAUUUACUCGCCACGCGACGGCAAACUGAUGUCGCUGACCUACGACGAUGAGGGGCAUUUGAUCUAUGCGCAGGUCUAUCGACACAAAUAUUAUGUGGCCACCGAUCAGAGCGGCACGCCGCUGAUGCUGUUCAAUCAAUAUGGCGAGGGUAUAAGGGAGAUAAUGCGCUCUCCCUUUGGUCACAUUGUGUACGACUCGAAUCCGUAUUUGUAUUUGCCCAUUGACUUUUGUGGCGGCAUAUUGGAUCAGGUGACCACGCUGGUGCAUAUGGGCGAUGGACGCGUCUAUGAUCCGCUGAUUGGCCAGUGGAUGUCGCCGGAUUGGCAGCGCGUGGCGGAGCGCAUUAUAACACCCACGCGACUGCAUCUGUAUCGCUUCAAUGGCAACGAUCCCAUCAAUGUGGACGAGCAGCAGCGACGUCAUUAUCCGGCUAACUUUGCCAGCUGGAUGCGCACGCUGGGCUAUAACAUAGGGAAUCUGAUGCCGCAGCUAAGCAAGCAGCUGUGGCAGCCACCAGCGCUCUGGGGUCGUCCGCCAGCCAAUCCCAUUGCGCUCAACAUGCGUCGUCCGUUCGAUAAUAUUCCCACCAUGGCCGUUGAGAGCGGCUUUCUGGCUCAUUUGAAUGUCAGACGCAUGUCGGACUUUGAGCAGCUAUCGGCGCCGCCGCGUUCGGCGCUCAAAUGUGAUGUGAUGGAUCCAUCACCACGCAGCAUUGGCUCCGAUACGGAGCCGCCAUUUGGCAAGGGCAUUGUCGUCUCGCGCACUGCCGACGGGCAGGCGAUUGUGUCCAGUGUGCCCGCAGCCAAUGCAAUUUAUCGCGAUGUCUACACGAGCGUCUUUAAUCGCUCCAAGCUGCUGCCCUUCACCUUUGUGGUGCACAAUGCGCAGCAGGAUUCGUUCUUCUUUGUCAAGGAGGAUGCGUGGCGUGCGAGCGAGGAUCGUCAGCAGCUGAAGCGGCUGCAGGGACAGGUGAACACCACGUUCCAUGAGAUAACACGUGAGCCGAAUCCCUCAGUGGGUGGCACAACUGUAAGUCCAGCUGCUGCUGCUGCUGCUGGUGGCGGCGGCGGCGCUGGCAACUAUUUGGAUGUUAAAAUCCAUGGCGCUCAUGCAAUUAUCAAUUUGCGCUAUGGCACCACCGUGGCCAAGGAGCAGCAGCGUCUGAUGCAUCAUGCCAAGCUCACGGCUGUGCGCAAGGCCUGGCAUCGGGAAAAGGAAGCGCUGCGCAGCGGUCUAACCAGCGCGCUCGAGUGGACGCAGCAGGAGAGCGAUGAGAUCCUAAAGCAAAGCUAUGCCAACAACUAUGAGGGUGAGUACAUACACGAUGUGACGCUCUAUCCGGAGCUGGCCGAGGAUCCGUACAACAUAAAGUUCGUAAAGAAAAAGGGCGCCACAGGCGGCGCCGCCGGUGUGCCCAACAUGCGUCGGCGACGCAGUCCGCUUAACUGGGCCAACAUUAUAGGCAGCGAUGGCAGCAGCAGCAGCAGCAGCAGCAGCAGCACCGCCGAGACUGAGGAGCCAGCGGUGGCCUGUUAGCUUAACAAUCCAAGCCAACAACCGAACUAAAUUAAAAUAUUUAAACAAUAUAAAUUAAUUACACACACACACACAGACAGGC
This is a messenger RNA of Drosophila busckii, 9097 nucleotides long. RefSeq names its product teneurin-a (gene Ten-a). The coding region runs from base 1 to 9015 and encodes 3004 amino acids. The record is from RefSeq and is a predicted model, not a curated record. Gene Ontology annotation, biological process: motor neuron axon guidance. Lineage: Eukaryota; Metazoa; Arthropoda; Insecta; Diptera; Drosophilidae. The transcript has 16 exons.